AUGACUCAGAUAAAGAUGGGAAACCUUUCUAAGACAAGUUGCUUCUACAGUAGAACAUUACAACUGCGAGAUUUAGAUUCACAACAAGCAAACAUUGUUGAAGACCAGUACAAAACAGAUUUAAACAGUAUUGCCGCUAAACGUGUUCUGGACAUGGGGUUCAUGCAGACACAGGUCGAAGAUGCAAUCAGGAACGUAAGGCAACGUAAUGGUCUUGUUGAAAAACUGAAAGCACAGAACAUAUUAGAAUAUCUUCUAGACGACAGAUAUACAGCUAAUGCAUCUGCUACAACAACGACACCUGGACAGCAUAGCAACACCGCCAACAAUGGAAGUCAAUCAUCUCCAAACAACCGUCAGUCGGACCAGUAUAAUGUCUCCAUAGAUACAACCGUGAGAACUUCGACAGAACCAUCUGCAGACAAAACACCAAAAUCAACAAAAGAUGAGAGAAAGUCAUUGAAGGAGGAAAAUCAGCAUCUGAAAGAACAGAUGAUGUGCAAAAUUUGCAUGGAUAAAGAUGCAAACAUUGUGUUUCUUCCAUGUGGACAUUUGGUUUCGUGUGUUGAAUGUGCGCAUGCGCUUAGAAAAUGCGCCGUCUGUCGAACGGUUAUCCAGGGCACAGUUAGAGCAUAUCCGGCAUAAUAAGAGUGUAAAUAUCAACUUCAAUACCUCUAAAAGGAUAAGAAAUAGUGGUUUCAAAGCCUAAGCAAUUCUCUUGGAACAGAUUCCAGGUCAUAAAAAUCAACAUUCUUGAUUAAAACGCAUUUUGUUAUAACAGUAAUACUGUGUCUGUGUAACAUUAUAAAGUGUGCAUUAUUUUUAUAACUGUAGGUACUUCUAUUAAGGUUGAAUAAUUUGCAAUGCACUUCUUCAAAUGUCUCACUUUUUGUGUCGCGAAGACAAAACUUAUGCCAUACGACGACAUUUGAGCUAUAGUGGAAGAAGCAUACUUUAGGGGCUACUUCAGUAUUAUUUCUGGCACAAGUGAGUAUGAGGAUAGAAACAAGACCGUUCGCAAGCAUGCUGGAUGGCCUUCUCUAAUGUAUUCUUGCAUAAAAACUACUUUUUUCCCUGGAUCCGUCUAUGUUUAAACGGGAGAAAAAUCGUGUGCAAACAAGGCAAUUCACGUGCUGUUAAUACAUGAUUUUUAUUUUUGAAAUGCUUUGCCAGGGAUAUAUGUAUGUAUUUUUGCGCACACUGAUAUUUGGCAUCUUAGUCUUGUUUCUUCCAUAACAACCUCUUCUUGUAGCAUUAUAGAUAGAAUGUAAUCCAUAGUAUGUUAAGCUGUAUCUGUUUCCAACCCCAAAUGUAAUGCCCCCAUCAAUGUACCCACUAGCUUCUCUUAGAGUUCACUCCCUUUACAAAGCAUCUGUUCAGUUAUUGUAAAUAACUGUGAAUAAAUAAGUAUCGCGUGUAACUUGUGCUAUUGUUCGAUUUUAGGCAUUAUAUUUAUGAUUUUGGUAAGUAUCAGUCAGUAUGUUUUUAUCUAAUUUCUCGAAGAAUUUAUACAAACAGCUUGGAAACUCGACAGUACGUUCGUACUCAUCCGUACUCCAACUGCGUGUCCGUACUCAAUGUAACUCGAAUGUAAAGUUACUAUUCUUGAAAUUGUGAUCGAGUCCACCAAAUUGUGAAAUGAUAUGAACAAUUAUUGGUAAUUUUAUGUUUGUAAUAAUGAGACAUAAAAAAAUCGCUUAAAAACCUUCAGGAUGUGCUCUUGAUAGUGUUGUUUAUUUCCGGGCCCUGGAUACGGAUAUUUAAAACAUAUUUACCGUUUCCAAGAACAACUGGAAUGGUAAAUAAAAAUGUACCGGAAUCGUCGAGUCAUCACAUAUGUAAACAAUACAUAAAUCGUCGUGAAAUAUAUUUUUAUGCAAGAA
Molecule: messenger RNA, 1883 nt
Organism: Mercenaria mercenaria
Lineage: Eukaryota; Metazoa; Mollusca; Bivalvia; Venerida; Veneridae
Product: baculoviral IAP repeat-containing protein 7-A-like
Exons: 5
Coding region: 1-645 (214 amino acids)
Biological process (GO): regulation of cell cycle; positive regulation of protein ubiquitination; negative regulation of apoptotic process
Cellular component (GO): cytoplasm; nucleus
Molecular function (GO): ubiquitin protein ligase activity; cysteine-type endopeptidase inhibitor activity involved in apoptotic process
Source: RefSeq, a predicted model, not a curated record